Rubroshorea leprosula is the source of this 2226-nucleotide messenger RNA. The record is from the annotation of a GenBank genome assembly. NCBI's taxonomy places the organism in Eukaryota, Viridiplantae, Streptophyta, Magnoliopsida, Malvales, Dipterocarpaceae.
GGAGUCUCCCUACUGAACGCUCUACGAAUUGCCAGUUUGUCCGCCUCUUGACUCUCAAUGACAACCUCCAUCUCGUGUCGUAGUGAUUUGACAUCAGAUCACAAUAAAGGGAGUGCAAACAUCAAAUCUGAUGUUGUGAGCACAGACAGCAGCGGAUCAUCCAUUGAUGUCACUGUUACCACUUUUGUUGGUGGCCCUGUGCUCAGCCUCAUCAACAAACGCCUCCGAAACCAUCGCAAGAAAUUCAACCGAAUCCUCCAGAUGGAAGAGCUUCUUGCCUAGGGCAAGCCUCUCAACAAAGAACAGGGACAACUCUUGCAGUCCAAGAGUGCUGUCUCUGCCCUUAUUGAUGAGCUUGAGAAGCUCAGAAAGCCACUCGCCUCUGCGGUGUCCGAAGCAAUUUCCCUCGAUCGCCCUUCAAUGCCAUGCCAUUUCUGGAAAAAAUGGCACUUGUCAAGAUCAAGACCAAGAGAAAGCUUCUGAGGAGAAAGAGUCCAAAUCACACAAAGAGCUGCCAAUUGAUCCAAAAUCUGAUCACGAUGGGAGCACAAAGGAUGUCAUGAGCACAGAGCGCAGCGGACCCUCUCAAGUUGAUCAGCAAAAUGAAGGGAAUGCUUUGCCUUCAAGGACGGGCCUGAAGCAGAAGGAUAGGAAAUGGAAGAUAUGGUGUAAGAAUUAUUUGGAGGAGAAUUCAAGUGAUUUGACAUCAGAUCACAAUAAAGGAAGCGAAAACAUAAAAUCUGACGUUGUGAGCACAGAGAGCAGCGGAUCAUCCACUGAUGUCACUGUUACCACUCUUGUUGGUGGCCCUGUGCUCAGCCUCAUCAACAAACGCCUCCGAAACCAAUGCAAGAAAUUCAACCGAAUCCUCCACAUGGAAGAGCUUCUUGCCCAGGGCAAGCCUCUCAACAAAGACCAGGCACAACUCUUAAGGUCCAAGCCUGCCAUCUUUGCCCUUAUUGAUGAGCUCGAGAAACUCAGAAAUCUGCUCGCCUCUACUGUGUCUGAAGAAAUUUCCCUUGCCCUUCAAUGCCAUGCCAUUUCUGGAAAAAAUGACACUAGUCAAGAUCAAGAUCAAGACCAAGAGAAAGCUUCUGAGGAGAAAGAGUCCAAAGCACACAAAGAGCUGCCAAUAGAUUCAAGAUCAGGUCACAAGGAAGAGAGCACGAAGAUCAAAUCUGAUGUACUUGUGAGCGUAGUUAGCCAGCGAUUUUCCUCUGACGUCGCUGAUACCACUCUUGUUGGUGGCCCUGUACUCAGCCUCAUCAACAAACAUCUCCAAAACCAUUGCGAGAAAUUAAACCAAAUACUCCAGGUGGAAGAGUUUCUUGCCCAGGGCAAGCCUCUCAGCACAGAACAGGCACAACUCUUGCAGUCCAAGAGUGCUGUCUCUGCCUUCAUUGAUGAGCUUGAGAAGCUCAGAAAGCCACUCGCCUCUGCUGUGUCUGAAGAAAUUUCCCUUGCCCUUCAAUGCCAUGCCAUUUCAGGAAAAAGUGGCACUUGUCAAAAUCAAGACCAAGAGAAAGCUUCUGAGGAGAAAGAGUCCAAAUCAUACAAAGAGCUGCCAAUUGAUCCAAAAUCUGAUCACGAUGGGAGCACAAAGGAUGUCAUGAGCACAGAGUGCAGCGGACCCUCUCAAGUUGAUCAGCAAAAUGAAGGGAAUGCUUUGCCUUCAAGGACGGGCCUGAAGCAGAAGGAUAGGAAAUGGAAGAUAUGGUGUAAGAAUUAUUUGGAGGAGAAUUCAAGGUUGCUUUGUAAGAAGAUGAUGCUAGAGCUGGAGUUCGAAAGUCUCAAACUUUCUUCUGUUGUCUAUCAGCUCCGUGUGUCUCUAAUUGAUCACUUGCCGACACUUAAUUGUGAUUCUUACAUGGAUCUAAAGGAAGAGGAUCUAGAAGAAGAGAAUUCUUUAGUUGAUCAGCAAAACGAAGAGUUUUCUUUGUCUCCAUGGGCAGCUGAACAAUUAGGGAUUUCCAACAACGAUAAGUAAUGUUUCUCUGCUUUCAUUUGUCAUUCAAGUUCACUUAUUAUUUUCUUUCAUUGGUUUCAAGUCAUUCUACUAUAGAAUUAGACUUCUGCAUUUGGUUACUGGCGGAGGCCAAAUUUUGAAUAUAAAAAAUCACGACUAGUGAUGGUGCAGUAUGGAAGAGGUAGACUGGAAGAAGUGGUGCUGGAUAUUGAGGGGAAGUAAUAUGUGGUUGAUGGAGAUGUUGAAAGUGUAUCAAGAUG